GUCUGGGCCAGACCCAACCCACGACCCCUGCACGGCCGCACCAACCAAAACCACAAGCAAGAAGGGGGCCGGCGUGUUUCUCAAAAAAAAAGAAGAAGAAGAAGAAGGGGGGCGCCGCCGCGGCGGGUAGGGUUUUAGCCGCCGGCGAUGGCCCUCUCCGCCUUCUCUUCCGCCCUGCUCCGCCGCCUCGUCUGCAACUCCACCCCAGCCGCCUCCGUAUUUCGUGCUACCUUUUGCUUCUCCUCUUCCGGCUCCGGCCCGUCGCACACCGCGCCUCCUCCGUCCUCCAUAUUCGGCGACGAUGCGGAGGUUGCCAACGUGCCACCGCUCACCACCCCCAAGCUAUUCGUCAGCGGCCUUUCAAGGCUAACAACAGAUGAGAAGCUCCAGGGCGCAUUUGCUCCUUUUGGGAGGCUCCUUGAAGCAAAAGUUGUGACGGAUAGAGUUUCAGGGAGGUCAAAGGGUUUCGGUUUCGUCAGAUACGCCACUAUAGAAGAGGCUGAGAAAGCGCGGCAGGAGAUGAACGCUAAGUUUCUGGAUGGAUGGGUCAUCUUCGUCGACCCUGCCAAGCCAAGGCAACCAAAGCCUGCUCCUCAGCAGGACACCCAUUCUUCACACGCUGGCUUCACAACGAACAAGACUGUAGGAUGGUGUGGCUAAUUGCAUCGAACUGUUGUUAUACUGCACAACUUGGUUGAGGGAACUAGCAGAAACACCGUAGAGUAGUUUGAUUUGAUAAAGGCAAUGGAGGGAUGGAGAUACAAUUCUCUUAUUGGCGUCACAUUUUUGUUCUAUGAUCGUCCUUGUUCACUUUUUCUAGUGCAUGAUUAUGCGAAAUUGAUGAUACAAUCUC
This is a messenger RNA of Panicum hallii, 853 nucleotides long. Its product is annotated as organelle RRM domain-containing protein 2, mitochondrial. NCBI's taxonomy places the organism in Eukaryota, Viridiplantae, Streptophyta, Magnoliopsida, Poales, Poaceae. The record is from RefSeq and is a predicted model, not a curated record. Gene Ontology annotation, molecular function: RNA binding. Bases 148 to 660 code for a protein of 170 amino acids. The transcript is spliced from 3 exons.